Salvia miltiorrhiza (redroot sage) is the source of this 4418-nucleotide messenger RNA. RefSeq lists its product as uncharacterized. Bases 358 to 4251 code for a protein of 1297 amino acids. Gene Ontology annotation, biological process: signal transduction; protein phosphorylation. The record is from RefSeq and is a predicted model, not a curated record. The transcript is spliced from 9 exons. Gene Ontology annotation, cellular component: cytoplasm. Gene Ontology annotation, molecular function: protein binding; protein kinase activity; ATP binding. Lineage: Eukaryota; Viridiplantae; Streptophyta; Magnoliopsida; Lamiales; Lamiaceae.
GACUUUGAUAGGAUGCGAGUUUAGUAGUCACUGGACGUUAAUGUAGAGAAGCGCCAAGCAGGAAACUUUCGCGCAUUGGUGUUGGCUAUUUAUAUAGUUGUAGAGAGAGAAGACUAGAGUGAGAAAGAAAGAGACUUUUCUGGUGACGAUCCACGACUUUAUAGCUUUUAACACAGUUGAGGGAAAAUCAUCACUUUACUCUGCCGCAGGGUUGCAUCUCUACGCUAUUUUUCUGUUUCAGUUAGAAAACUGAAUUCAGAAAUGAAUAAUAGCGUAGUUCUUAUUUUAGAGCCUGAUUGAGAACUAAAAGUUCAUCGAUUGGGGAAGUUGCCUGCCCCAUUAAGUGGAAUUAAAAUAAUGGAACAGGUAAAAGGAAAUUUCCUCAAGGACCAGCAGAAAAAUCCUGAACAUAUUAGUUAUAAUUCUGUGGAGAAAAGGAAUGAGGGUGUGGGAAAUCUAAACCAGAGAUUUAAUCAGGAUCCUUCCAACUAUAUGAAUAUGAAUAUAAGACCGGCUGAUCUUAAUGCAAGUGCUGGUGCAAGACCUGUUCUGAACUACUCAAUUCAGACUGGUGAGGAGUUUGCUCUUGAAUUUAUGUGGGAAAGGGUGAAUCCCAGGCAGCAGUAUAUUCUGAAUCCGUCUGUUGAGGUUAAUACUGAAAGUAGACCUGUGGAUCUACAAAGCAUGCUAGGAGCAUCUCGUAUUAGCGGUUCUGAGAUGGGGUCUGAUGCUUCCUUGUUUCCCUCUAUCGAAAAGGGUGAAGUCCAAGAUCCUUCAGGCAAUCCUCCCAUAAGAGAAGAAAAACCUAUUGACCAGCUGCCUCAAUCAGUGAGUAGAAACUCACUGAAAUAUUCGAGGUCUCAAAGCUUCCGUACUCAUUCUUCUUUGGGAUCGUCUAGUGGCUCAUCUAGGAGACUGAAGCUGCUUUGCAGUUUUGGGGGUACAAUUAUGCCUCGUCCAAGUGAUAGAAAACUUAGAUAUGUUGGAGGUGAAACACGUAUUAUCCGGAUUAACAAGGAUAUUUCAUGGGAGGAGCUUAAGCAAAAGGCAUCUGUAAUGUAUAAUGAACCUCAUUCUAUUAAGUAUCAGCUUCCUGGUGAGGAUCUUGAUGCAUUGGUAUCAGUUUCCUCUGACGAGGACCUACAAAAUAUGAUGGAAGAAUGUAAGGCUUUUGGUGAUAAUGGAUCCCAGAAAUUAAGGAUUUUUCUCAUUUCAAACAAUGAUUUGGAUGAUUCUCAGCUUGCUCUUGAAAGCACAGAAGGGGAUGAAAUUCAAUACGUUGUUGCAGUUAAUGGUAUAGAUUUUGGUUCAAGAAGAAACUCAGUUGGUGUGGAAUUGGGAAACAAUUUGGAUGAGUUACUGAAUUCAAGUGUACGAGAGACUGGACAAACUGCGGUCAGCUUGGCUGCAGGAAGUGCUCUACAUCCACAGCGCGCCUCAUCUUUACCAGAUCCAUCUUCCCAGGUAGAGCUGCCAAGUUCAUCAUAUGCUUUUGAGGCUAACUCAGUAGGUUACCACGUGCAUUCUGUCAAGCCUGAACAGCAGCCUGGAUGGAAUUUGUCACGUGGUUUCCACCAAAUGAACGUCCUUCCUACUGCAGAAGAAAAAACAAGAGUUCCAUCAUCUGCCACAUUACAAUAUGAUUAUGGUUUUUCUGCAUCAAACCAUGCACCACUUGCGGAGAACAAGGUCCAAAUCCCGGCCACUGGGCACAUGGGUCCUCGAAAGGCACUUAAUAUGGGAGAGCUCUAUGGGAGUUAUAAUGCUAAGGCACCAGGAGUACCAGGGGCAGAGAAAAACAUCGACUACAAAACUGUUGUCCAGAAAAAAACUGAAUCUCAUAAAGAUCCAGAUGUUUCUAUGAUGGAUACACAGAUGAACAGAGACAGUUCAAUCAGCAAAAGUAGUGACUUCACUAAAGUUCAGUCUCUUGAUGAUGGGAAGAUGGCAUCCUCAGAUCCAUACAGUAUUCCAUCUUUAAGUAACAAAAAGAUAGAUGAAAUAUCUGCUCCUAGUGCAGCCACAGACAAGGGAACUUCAAUGAUGCAAACAAAAGUCAGUGAAGAGAACCAUGAACACGCAAAGAACUACAUGCCUUCAAAUACUGUCCAGUACUCAAAGAUGAAUAGGCUUGACAAUGAUGAUAAUGCUUACACAUCUGGUGCAGCAUUCAUGCCUGUUCAUGGUGAACAUGAGGCGUAUACCAAAGACAUCAGCCACGAACCAGAUGUUCUUCCUCAACGCAUCUUCCAUUCAGAAAGAAUACACAGGGAACUGUCAGGACCUAACCGUUUGUUCAAAUCUGAUGAUUCUUUGGGUCCACAACUCCUAGUGACUCGAUCAGAUGUGUCGCAUCAGGUCAUUGAAUCAGUUGAUAAGUUGACUGAUUGGAAUGCGACAGCCAAUUUGGAAACAGUUGGUGCUUUUGCCAAAUCAAAAUUUGUGGAUUCCCUAACUGCUGAAGAGAAACUAAAUGGAUCUACAAAUUUGGCAGAUAAUGGCUGUGGCAUCAGUGCAACAGCUUCUUCUGUUCAUGGUAAAAAUGAAUCACAAAACAAGGCUGAGCCGAGUGCUGCAGUAUCUCUUAUUGCUGUUACUUCUACACCAAGUCCUAUAACAAACCAAGGAACUUCUGAAUAUCCCCAACCCCAAGAUGAAUCUGCUCAGACAUCAAUUGAAAUUCAUCAGAAUAGGAUGGAUAAAAAUGCCAAUGAUGGAAAUUUGCAGGAUACGGGUAGGGGAGAUGUUUCUUCUGCAGCUACUUCCCAAAGUAAUCCUCAUUUCGGUGCUGGAACUUCAGUGCAUGAAAGCAUCCUCAUCGACAUUAAUGAUCGGUUUCCACAUGAUUUUUUAUCUGAUAUAUUUUCUCAGGCUAGAAUAGCGGAGGGUUCUGCUGGUGUUGCGGCACUUCAUGACUAUGCUGCUGGUUUGAGUGUGAACAUGACUAAUCAUGAACCUCAACGUUGGUCAUUCUUCCAGAAUUUGGCACGAGACAAUUCCAGAAAAGAUACUUCUCUUAUGGAUCAGGAUCAUCCAACUUUCUCAUCUUCUCAAGCAAACAUUGGAGAAGAAGCAUCUGGAAAUUAUGGCUAUCCACACCUUGAUGUUGGUCAAGUUACAGGAGAGAAUGUAGAUUCCAGUAGAAACCUCGAUGCUGAUAAUCAGAGGCAAUCAUCUGUCCCUGCAAAACCUGAUGCAAUAAAUUUGCCUUUGCCUUCAGAUUAUGAUAUAUCUCAGGCUACUGGUAUUCAAAUUAAUCAGCCAAUGAAUUCAAGGACAGAUGAGUCUAAUCAUGAGGAUGGGAAGAAAGCAACUCAACCUUCAGGAAUCCCAGUUGUUGACCUAUCCCUUGGAGGCUUUGAUUCCAGUAGCCUGCAGAUUAUUAAUAAUAGAGAUCUUGAAGAGUUGAGGGAAUUGGGUUCUGGAACCUAUGGGACUGUGUAUCAUGGUAAAUGGAGGGGAACAGAUGUUGCUAUUAAGAGGAUCAAGAAAUCCUGCUUCAUGGGCCGAUCAUCUGAGCAGGAAAGAUUGUCAUCUGAGUUCUGGCAUGAAGCUAAAAUUCUGUCGAACCUUCACCAUCCAAACGUGGUGGCCUUCUACGGUGUUGUGCAAGAUGGCCCUGGAGGGACACUUGCAACUGUCACAGAGUACAUGGUCAAUGGGUCCCUGCGACAUGCUUUGAUUUCCAAGGAGAGGCAUCUUGAUCGUCGCAAGCGGCUCAUCAUUGCAAUGGAUGCAGCUUUCGGAAUGGAAUACUUGCACUCGAGAAACAUUGUGCACUUUGAUCUAAAAUGUGACAACCUGCUCGUCAACUUGAAGGAUUCGUCCCGACCCAUAUGCAAGGUAGGUGAUUUUGGUUUGUCUAAAAUCAAAAGAAAUACAUUGGUCACCGGUGGUGUCCGGGGCACCCUUCCAUGGAUGGCUCCAGAGCUAUUAAACGGUAGCAGCAGCAAGGUCUCAGAAAAGGUCGACGUCUUCUCUUUUGGGAUUGUGCUUUGGGAGAUUCUCACGGGCGAGGAGCCGUAUGCCAAUAUGCAUUAUGGAGCUAUCAUCGGUGGUAUAGUGAACAACACACUGCGGCCACCGGUGCCGAACUUCUGUGACGCGGAGUGGAGGCUGCUGAUGGAGCAGUGUUGGGCUCCCGAUCCAUUGGUCCGGCCGACGUUCACCGAGAUCGCAAGACGUCUGCGUAUUAUGUUGGCAGCAUGCAAAACUCAAGCUUUUGCAGCGCAGAAUCAGUUGUCUAAGUGAUUUGUUAUUGAAAUGGGGAUACAAUACACGUUACACCUCCAAUCAAAACAGAAAUCGAGUUAUUUUCUCCCCCCGCCCCCUAUUUUUCCUUGCAGAUAAUGUACAGGAAGAGUGUUUUCUGUGUGUACAAGUACAAUAGUAAUAAUAAAGAUAACUUGUGUUCAUAA